Prorocentrum cordatum is the source of this 465-nucleotide messenger RNA. Lineage: Eukaryota; Dinophyceae; Prorocentrales; Prorocentraceae. The record is from the annotation of a GenBank genome assembly.
AACUUGGCGGAGUGCAUGAUAGUGGCGUUCAGCUUCAGGUUCCUGCGGCUGUUGAGUAGCAUGGUGAAGGACACGCUGCUCAUUGUUCUCUUCCUGGCGCUGGCGUCCCUCUUUCUCGUGAGGCUCGGGUGCCAUGCGGAGCGGUUCGAGGUCCUGCUGAUGUUGAUGGCGCUGGUCGUCUUCGCAGCGCUCUGGCGGAGUUCGAGGCGGUGUUGCUUCGUGUGGUACCUGGUGCAGUCGAUCGUAAAGGAAUGCACCCUGGUCUUCGGCCCGUUGGUGUCGGGGAGCCUCGGCGUGCUGGAUGUCUGGAGUCUGUUCAUUAACAGCUACUGUGUGAUCACGGAGGGUGAGUUCAUUGGCUGCGUUGGCCGUAUAUGUGGUGCUACGGAGUCGGAGGUAGAGCUGCAGCUGUAUUACGACGAGGUCCGCAGGACGUUCGUGAGUGCCUCAAUCCUGCUGUUGAUG